UCCUGGUUGAUACGCCAUGUUUUAGAGACAAGGCGUUUGGCGCUGUACAAUACCAGACAUGGAGUUUUACCUACUGGCCACUUGGUCAUUACUGAUAGCCUUUACGGUGGUUAACGCAUCAGAAAAUAUCGCCCUUGGUAAAGUCACCAGGCAAAGUUCUAUUCGAGAUAGCUGGGACAGCUCUAAAGCCGUAGACGGAUGCGUCCUCACAUAUAUGACCUCCAACUGCUGUACACACACGGCAGGAGGCCAGACCGAGGCCUGGUGGCAGGUAGAUCUACAAACCCAGUCCGUCAUAUCCUCCGUGAAUAUUUUGUACCGAGAUGAGGAUUCACUACACAGACUCGCCGGAUACGAGGUAUUGCUGUCUAAUACACGUGACUGGACAACAGGAAGCAGAUGUCAUAAGGACAUCACUGCUGAGAAGGCGUCCAUGUCCGCAACACAGUACAUUACAUGUGCAGGUGUUGCCCGGUAUCUGGCCAUCUACAAUGACCGUCGAGUAAAAGCAAAAACGUGGUACUCGGAUGAUGCUAUACUGGAACUGUGUGAGGUACAAGUUUAUGGGUGUCCAGUUGGAAAAUACGGAAAUUGCAAUUGCAAUAACGACUGCAUGAACUGCGUCAAUAACAUAUGUGAUGCAACAUCUGGUACAUGUGGAGAUUGCACUGCUGGAUUUUAUAAAAGCGGUGGAAAUUGCAUCCCAUGUCCGGUUAAUUGUUUGGGAAAUAAAUGCGACAGUCUUAAUGGAGCUUGUGCAGACGGCUGCACAGCGGGAUUUUCAGGCACAUGGUGCAGAUGUCCAGUAAACUGUAAGGACACAAUCUGUCCUGAUGGCCAGUGUACAGACUGUACUGAUGGACACUACGGAACAGCCUGUACACCAUGUCCUAGUAGCUGUAGCGCUAACACAUGUAACAAAACGUCCGGACUUUGUGUUCAAGAAUGUGUUAUUGGAUUCUACAGUAGUUUGUGUGAUCAGCCUUGCCCUAGUUACUGCAAAAACAAUGUUUGUAACAAGGACAAUGGUCAGUGCACAGAAUGUAAUGAUGGAUUCUACGGACCAGCCUGUACACCAUGUCCUAAUGGCUGUAGAACUAACACAUGCGACAAAACAUCAGGACAUUGUGAUCUAUGUGUAGCCGGUUUUCACGGCAGCCAAUGUUUAAAGGCCUGUGGUAAUUGCCAAGGUUUGAGUUGUGACAUGGAAACGGGGGAUCGUGCGACAGGAUGUACAGAGGGAUGGACAGGAGACAAAUGUGACACCAAGAGUAAAACUUUGGUUACAUUCUCUGCGAUGAGUUUGCAUGUACAUGUAUAGCCAUUACUGUACCCUUCAAAAACAGUAGAAUUGUUACAAUAAUGAAUGAGGAUGCUGCAGUUGGGAUUGGCGUCGGAUCUGGAGUAGUUAUACUGGCUCUGGUCGUCGUGAUCAUUGUUCAGACAAGACGUCGGACGAUGAAGCGAGGUGACACCACAAGUUCUACACAUAUGACAGAUAUAACAUUGUCGAGAACUGCAAACGAGUUAAAUAACGAUCAAGAUGGUAACUAUGACUAUGAAAUAGCAACUCACAAGGAACAAAGAAUUGCGCAGAUCUCCAACACAGAGGGAAAUUAUGAACAGCUUGGACGCAGGGAGGUGGAAAUUCCACAUAUAUACGACACUACAAACGUUGACACUAAAACUUAAGACGAUGCUCCUUGUAAACUGGACAGUUGCAAUAAUCAGCAAAAUGUUACCGUAAGACUUAAAGAAAAUGGCAUACGUACCUUUUUGUUUCGCUUUGUUUUGGUUUGAAUCGGUUCAUAGUUUAUCAGAAUAUUAAUAUCAAGGGGGUUGAACCAUUUAUACGAGAAGUACACAAGUCUACUGACAUAUAUAACCUAAAGAGAACUAAGUUCAUGUGAUGCUUUGAUACGAUAAGCCGGUUAUCGACUGCAGUUUUUAAUACUUAUUUUCGAGAAAUAUUUCUCCAUCACAAUAAUAAAGCCGCUGGGUAUAGCAAGGCUUGGGCAUUUUUAUGCAAGGUAAGUAAUACGUUGACAAUUAUCCAGUGUCUUAACAAUAAUUUGCUAAGAAUAAUCGUGCUUUUGAUGUACAUCGAACCUGGGAAUAAUUGAAAGAAAAUAUGUACAUAACAUAAACCUACAAAUAUACAGGUAAAUGUACAGUUGUUUCACUUGCUGUGCUACAUUUUAUUGGGGUUUUUAAAAUUUCUAUGAUAUAUGAUUCAAUGCUGUCUUGAAGAAUAUUAAUCACAUUUCAUUAUGUUUACUUCAAAUAUAUCACCAAUAGUCAAGGUAUGCUGUUAUCUGAUAGAUCUUGCUAUGUAACAUAUGUAUACAUACAUCGUUUAUAUCAUCAUUCCGUCAAAUACAUUUUAUCGCAUCAAAUAGCAUUGAUUAAUCGUUGAGACUGCUUUCGGUUAAAUUGUUUUUUUGUAAAAAAAACACACCACUUUUUUAUAUCCUAAUUACAUUUUGUGCUUAUUUUUUGCUUUUUUAUUUAAUUGUGUAUUUCUGUUUAGAACAUAUUCAGAAUUGGACCAUAUUUUGCAUUUUCCAUUAAAUAUCAACUUAGCCUCACUAAUUGUAUGCUGUAAUGUUGGCAGUAUGUAAUUUGUCUAACCUAACAUAUUUGUUUUUGUGAGCUUUACCUACAUAUAUCUGUGUAUCAAAUGGUUUUUUAAAGCUGAUAUAUACAGUACAUUGAAAUAUUUUCAAUGGUUUAACUGAACAAAAAAAAUAGAUGAGAAUGAAGUUAAAGAUUAUCGAACCACGCCCAAAAACAGUAAAUAUGUAUAUUUGAAACUGCCAAAAAAAGAACUAAUCUCCAUCAUACCGUUGUUUCGUCCUUCUAUGAACCAUCGGUGAUGGAUGCUAGGGGUCAAAUAGUUGGGCAUCUAGAUUAAUUUAAAUAGAAACAAAAGGGGAAGUGUGUAAAGUCCUUUUACCUUAUGAAUUUCAAAAUUUAGAGGAGAACAGGUCAAUACCCCAGAUCUAUGAUCAUUGUAUAACCACUCUGACUGACCUACCUGGCUUCAGUGGUAAUACCCUGGAUAUAAGAUCAUUAUAUUACCGCUCUGACUGAACUACCUGGCUUCAGUGGUAAUACCCUGGAUCUAUGAUCCUUAUAUUACCGCUCUGACUGAACUACCUGGCUUCAGUGGUAAUACCCUGGAUAUAAGAUCAUUAUAUUACAGCUCUGACUGAACUA
Mizuhopecten yessoensis (Yesso scallop) is the source of this 3219-nucleotide messenger RNA. Its product is annotated as protein draper-like. The transcript has 13 exons. The record is from RefSeq and is a predicted model, not a curated record. Bases 59 to 1321 code for a protein of 420 amino acids. Lineage: Eukaryota; Metazoa; Mollusca; Bivalvia; Pectinida; Pectinidae.